Triplophysa dalaica is the source of this 3913-nucleotide messenger RNA. RefSeq names its product ankyrin repeat domain 33ba (gene ankrd33ba). Gene Ontology annotation, molecular function: protein binding. The record is from RefSeq and is a predicted model, not a curated record. The transcript has 4 exons. The coding region runs from base 762 to 2300 and encodes 512 amino acids. Lineage: Eukaryota; Metazoa; Chordata; Actinopteri; Cypriniformes; Nemacheilidae.
UCAAGAAGAAGUGAAAAUGUAACGAAGUUCUUCGUGUGGAAAGUAUGAUAAACAUCUUCACACAUCAGUCAUCAGGGACAUCCCCAACGCUGUAAAAGUCACUUUAAGGGGAAGAAACCUUAUAACAAACAAAACUUGAUUCCCAGAAAUAACCUCAAGAAGAAUUGUGUUGCAAAUGAAACACGGUCGGAGAACAGCCCACAAAAACCACGAACUAUAUCCAAAAUGAUUUGGGGGUUAGAAAAGGUUGAGAGGCGGGGGGAGAGAGAGAGAGAGAGAGAGAGAGAGAGAGAGAGAGAGAGAGAGACCCUAAUCGGAUUAUAGGGGCAGAAUAAUGCAGCGCACGCGUCUAUUCCUCUUAUCUUUUGGGAUUGUCCUGCUCUUCUCUCGCCGCUGUUUGCUGGGAACGUGACAGUAACCGAAACUUUUCCCGCAAAGAAGUUGCGACAGUCGGAAAUGUUUCUCGAACUACAAAUAAUUAUUCUUGGGGGUUUUUGAGAGUCGCAGGGAGUUGCUACAAUGGGAUCCGCAAACGGAGCAACGAAGCAAAUCCUCGAGUUCAUCAAAUUAAUGUAUUCACGACUUGGACAAGAAGUGAGGCAAUGACGUCGCAGACACAUCCCAACCACGCUUUUGCGAUUGAACCGUAACAUUCCGUAUCUAUUUUGGCAUUGAUGACUCCAAUAUAUCUCAAUGCAGCCCAAAGCGACCGGGAGGAGUUCGAUCCGCAGGAUUUGAGUUUUUCAUUCUCCAGGAGUUAAAUGGUUCUGAUAACAGACAGCAGGGAUGGUGGAGGCUCGUCUCCUAGAAAAGUUAAGCCGGUCAAACAGAAUACAAGUGUCGACAAACCCGCUCAGAUCUUCCCGACCAUCGUGGAGGAACCACCUGAUCGAGAUGAUAAUGACGAUGAUUUGUAUCUCGGCUCGUGCGCGGGGGACGAAUACGACGAUGAGGAUUUCGAAGAGUUGGAUGAUUUCUCUGACCUGCCGGACACCAGGAGCAUCGCCUCGGAUGACUCGUUUUAUCCCCCGGACGGUGACUCAUCAAGAUCAUCUUCACCGGAGACUCCGCCACCGCUGUCGUUUUACCAGGCGUGUUUCAAAAACAACGCGUUUACAGUCAAACUUAUGAUACGACAAGGCGUUACAGAAGAGGAGGUUCAGGAGACGGACAAAAACAAGAGAAAUGGACUAAUAGUGGCAUGUUACCAAGGUUAUGUGGAUGUAGUGAUAGCUCUUUCCCGGUGUCCUUACCUAGAUGUCAACUGGCAGGACAACGAGGGCAAUACAGCCCUCAUCACUGCAGCUCAGGCAGGUCACAUCACAAUCUCAAACUACUUACUCAACUACUUUCCCGGGCUUGAUAUUGAGAAAAGGAACUGCCACGGCUUCAGCGCUCUGAUGAAAGCUGCAAUGCAGGGUCGAGUGGAAUGUGUCAAAGCCCUGAUGUUGGCAGGAGCGGAUCUGGAGGCCAGAGACAAUGGAAGGAAGUUCACAGCAUACGAGUGGGCGUUCUUCACGAGCCGCUUUGAGACGGCCUUCUCCAUAACCCGACUGAUGCGGCAGCCGUGUCCCGAGCAGUUCUCUGACCUAUAUCGACCCGAGUGGCCUCUUCUGUCCGCUCUCGUGGCCAAAGCUCAAGCACCUAAAGGCUGCAUCCAGAAGAUAUCAGAGAGCUUCCGAAACUUUUUUGACAUCAGUAACGUCACUGAAGCUUCGGAGGACGGGGUGCUAGACCACAUGGUGCGCAUGACAACAUCACUGGGGAGCCCGUUCAUCGCGACUGCAUGCCGAACGGUGUGUCCUGGUAGCCCGCCAUGCGUGGGAAAACGGCAAUACUCUGUUCCGGAGAUGUUAAGAAAGCAACGAGUGAAGGAACUGAAAGGUCUCGGCCCAGAGCGCCUCGAGAACUACAAAAGACUUUUCCAGAAUUCACAGGUCAUGCUGAUACCUAAACCCAAAGACAGGCGUUCAAGUCUGCAGACCCAUUCCCGUACAGACAACACCGCUUCCUCUCUAGCCCUCCGGAGAGGGAGUCUGCUCCCCCUACACCUGCUCAGGAGGAGCAGCGUGAGACCAGGUCCGGUGGUCCCGAAGGUUAGAAUUACCAAAGCACCAACUCCCACCUACUUGCCAGAGAAAGUGCGCCGGAAGAGCAGCUGUAAAGAGGGACAGUUCCUUCAGAUACCUAAGUGGAGAUAUAAAGAAUUGAAAGAAGAGCGGAAGAAAGCUGAGGAAGCCGAGAGGAGACGACUGGAAGCGGCAACAAAGCGCCAACCCUCUACAGGAAAAAGGAAAUAACUGUGACUUUUAAUGUCUGCUUAUACUUGAAAUGCUCUUUGGAUGUUGGAUGCAAAUAUAUUUUCUUAUUUAUUGUUUUUUUAAUGUUGAAAGAUUAUGCUUUAAAAUGGGGUAAACUACCGUGUUAAAAUUUUUAAACCCUGUAUAAAGAACUACACAUCAGUAAGGCAGCCUGAGCCAACCACAAAGCUAUCAGAUAAACGAAUUUUGUUUGUUUACAUCUUACUACAAUCUGGGUUGUUGAAACGGCACCAUGAACUUAUUUACAAUUUCAACACAUGGAACCUCGCUUUUAAGCUCUUUUUCCCAAACUUUGUGAAUAUGGAUGUUUCGGGAGAUACCCGGUUUGCACAUGAUCCAUGGGUGUACAUUUCAGCGUCCAGUGGGAGAACAGAACACACUAUAAGGUUGUAUUGGUUAACGUUAGUUAAUUCAUUAGAUAAGAAUGAGUCAUCAAUGAAGAACACUUCUACUAUAUAGUUUUGGCAUUACUAACACUGAGAAAGAUUAAAGGGACAGUUCACCCAAAAUUUUAAUUCUGUCUUCAUUUGCUCACCCUCAGUUCCGUAUCUGUAUACAUUUCUUUGUUCUGAUGAGCACAGAGAAAGAUAUUUAGAAGAAUGCUUGUACCAAAAUUUUCUUGGCCACAUUGACUACCAUAGUAGGAAUAUUACUCUAUACAUUUCUUUGUUCUGUUGAACACAAAAGAAGAUAUUUUGAAGAAUGUAUAGGAAGUUAGGGCACUUUCGACAACUAUUGAAAUUUUUCUACUAUGGUAGUCAACGGAGGCCAAGAACUGUUCGGUUACAAGCAUUCUUCUAAAUAUCUUUCUCUGUGUUCAUCAGAAGUAGAUACAGAUUUGGAACAACCCAAGGGUGAGUAAAUUGUGUCAGCAUGUUUGUUUAUGGUGAACUGUCCCUUUAAGAAAUGCAGAAAAACUAUUUUGCACAUUGUUAUUAGCUAAUACAUUUACUAAUGCUACGAAUACAACCUCAUUGUGAAAUGUUGACUGAAUAAUGAAAGAGAAAUACUAAUUCAGCCUGAUAUAUAUGUUUUAAAUUAUUAUUAUAUAGGUUAAACACUAAACCUUUAAGUUAAGAAGGACGGCUGGGACUGUUAUCAAAUUCUAAAGGUUUUUCACACUGUAUGUCUGAAAAUGGCAACCGACUGUUUUAUAUAUCAAUGCACCUUAAUUCUCCAAAAACAGGGCAAAUUAUUUUCAAGUAAGAGAUUUUACUCCAUAAAAGUCUGGUUAGUUAUGCAUAGGUGAUGACGGCAAUGUGAAAUCAAAUGUUUUAAACAUCUCAGCAAAUCUCAGGUAAUAAAAUAACUUUUUUCUGCAGGUAAACUAAAAUACUUUUAAUAAAAGAAAUACACAAAUAUCAUCAUAUUCUCAACAGCACCGCUGUGCCUCUUUGGCCAACACACAGAUUACACAAAAGAUACACUAUGGGUACAUAUAGAUGUCAAGACCAUUGCUGGACAAAUGUCAGGUUGCCCUGUUACCGUAAAAGAAUACUCUCUGUUUACACUGCUAUUGAUUUGUAACAAGUGUUCAACCAAAGGUGAUGAGCAACAAAUUGUACUUUUGGAAUAAAUCCUGCUUUAUAAUA